Messenger RNA from Colossoma macropomum (tambaqui), 4162 nucleotides. It is a transcript of the gene pald1a, whose product is annotated as phosphatase domain containing paladin 1a. The record is from RefSeq and is a predicted model, not a curated record. NCBI's taxonomy places the organism in Eukaryota, Metazoa, Chordata, Actinopteri, Characiformes, Serrasalmidae.
AUGGGUACAACUGCCAGUGCUGCGCCCCCAACCACGCCUGAGAGUUUGCACGGCAACGGGAUGAUGGACAGCAGGCAGUCACUAGGCAACGCCUCCUUAAAGACGGUCAGCAUCCACAACAGCAAGGCCAAGUCCAUCAUCACCAACAAGGUGGCCCCCGUCGUUAUCACCUAUAACUGCAGGCAGGAGUUCCAGAUUCAUGAUGAAUUGCCAAGGACUCAUUAUAAAAUGGGGCGGAUCUCCGACACCAUGCCCGAACACUUCCUGGUGCAGGGUUCCUACUUCAUGGUGCUGGACGUGUUCAGCAAGGCGGACGUCCUCAACACGACGGGUUCGUGCGGCGCUCCAAACUUCCGCCAGAGCAAAGGCAGCUACCCGCUGUUCGGCAUGGGCCAGCCCAGCCUGGCUGGUUUCAAACAGGUCCUGCAGAAGCUGCAGAGCCAAGGCCACGAGGAGGUGAUUUUCUUCUGUGUGCGUGAGGAGCCGUUGUUAUUUCUGCAUUUGGAGGAGAACUUUGUUCCCUACACCCCACGGAGGAAGGAGAACUUACAUGAGAACCUGCAUGGCCUGAGCAAGGACGUUCCAGUGGAGACCUUGGAGCUCAAUAUCCGGAAAGAGCUCCAUGACUUUGCCAGGCUGAACGAGAAUGUUUUCUACGUCUAUAACGACAUCGAGCAUUUUAAAGACGAGCCCCAGAAGAUCUCCAUCUCCUGUGAAGAGGACAUCCACGUCACUGAGGAGGUCUACAAGAGGCCGCUCUUCACCAUGCCUGCAUACAGGUACUACCGACUGCCCCUGCCUAUGGAGGGUGCACCAAUAGAGGAGCAGUUUGAUGCCUUUGUGAACAUAUUAAGGGAGAACCCCUCUCUCUCUCUGAAUCGGGACGAGUCCAGGCCGCUCCCUGCUCUGUUGUUUAGCUGUCAGGUCGGUGUUGGUCGUACUAAUCUGGGGAUGAUUCUGGGAACGCUGGUGAUGGAGCGACUGACAGGAGCUCCGCCCCCUCCGCAGUCACCCCCACCACCAUCACCCACUGACACACAAACUGAGGAAACGGUGAAGCCUGAACUGAAAGCCCAGUUCCAGGUCAUCCAGACCCUCAUCAGCAAACUGCCCAACGGUCAACAAAUCGUAGAUGAGGUGGACCGUGCUAUUGAGCUGUGCUCUGAAAUGCAUGACAUUAAAGGAGCCAUUUACGAGAACAAGAAGAAACUAGAAGCCAUCGUAGAGGAUUACCAGUCUCAGGGAAGCAGCACUAAACUGUACUUCCUCCAGAGGGCGCUGCAGAGUCUGGAACGUUACAUCUACCUGAUACUGUUCAACACUUACCUGCACCAACAGUAUCCGCUGGCAUUUGCUCACAACUUCAGCCAAUGGCUGUGCUCGAACGCCUGGGUGUACCGCCUCCUGUCCUGUAUGAACCAAUCAGAGCUCAGAGCACCUGCUGACCUCAUCACUAAGGGAGCCAGAGUACUGGUUGCUGAUGAAUACUUGGCUCCUGAUGUCCUGAGCACCGUUAAGGAGAUGAAGGUAGCUAAUUUCAGACGGGUGCCGAAGAUGCCAGUGUACGGGAUGGCUCAGCCCACGUCUGAGGCUACAGGAGUCGUUCUGUCGUAUCUGACAGACGAGAAGCGGAAGCACCAGCAUGUUCUGUGGGUGAACGUUCAGGAGGAGCUGGUGUUGGAGGCUAAUGGUCAGAUUUUCUGUCCCAGAGAGCCGUCCUGCCUGGAACAGCACAUUUCACUCCACACCGCCCAAACGCAGGACAUAGAGAGGUUGGAGACGGCUCUGAAGGAGGAGAUCCUGAAGGCUCAGAAGUGGUUGGAGGUGACUCUGGAGCAGGAGAAGCAGAUGAAGAUGUUUAAGAGCUGCCAGACCGUGCAGGAGAUCUUCAACCAGCACAAGAGCUCUCACCCGGGACUGGAGUACAAACGUGUUCCUCUACCGGAGUGUGCAGCACCUACUGAACAGGACUUUGACGGUUUGCUGGAGGCGAUGAAGAGUGUGCUGGCUGAAGAUUCUCGGGCUGCGUUCGUGUUUAACUGUUCUAACGGAAAAGGCCGGAGCACCACAGCCAUGACUGUAGCAGCCCUGACGCUCUGGCAUUUUAACGGGUUCCCUGAGUUUGGAGAAGAGGAGAUCGUCAGUGUUCCUGAUGCUAAAUACACCAAGGGGGAGUUCGAGGUGGUGAUGAAGCUGGUCAGGAUUCUCCCUGACGGUCACAGGAUGAAGAGAGAGGUGGACAUGGCUCUGGACUCGGUCAGUGAGACCAUGACGCCGAUGCAUUACCACCUCAGAGAGAUCAUCAUCUGCACGUACAGACAGAUGAAGAACAGUAAGAAUGAGCAGGAGAGCCGCUCGCUGUUGCUGAAGAGUCUGCAGUAUCUGGAGCGCUACAUGUACCUGAUCCUCUUCAACACCUACCUGCACCUGGAGAAGAAAGACUCCUGGCAGCGCUCCUUCAGCACCUGGAUGCAGCAGGUGGCGGCCCGGGCCGGAGUUUACGACCUGCUGAACCAGCUGGGCUUCUCCGAGUUUGAGAACCUGAAAGACUCAACCCUCGCUCGCCUCCGCUUCCGCUGGCAAGAACAAACCUCCCAGAACCUUCCCUUCAGAGGAGAACUCAUCUGAGAGAGAGAGAGAGAGAGAGAGAGACGCACUGUGACCUGUGAAAGAAAAAACAAGCGUAAUCUGAAGAUGCUGUGCAUUUAUUUGAUCACUGUGCAUUCAGAGCAGAUUUAUUUUCAAUACUCGUCGUUUUUUUUAAUUGCUGUCGUCGUUAGAUUGUUUUUGUUUGUAGUGGAUUCAUCCAGGGCACACGCUAAACCUUUAACACCAGCCACAGCUGUUUAACCCUCUAAACUCCAGGCUUGUUAAUCUUAAAGCGAGAGUUCACAUAAAAUUUACCCCUCUCACCCCAAAUAUCGGCGAUCGUACAAGAUAUCGCCGCUGUCCAGAGAAGAAGAAGUAUCUCUAAAACGGCCAAAACAUUUUAACUUUGACUAUAAUUUAAUGUAUUUUAUUGAAUGCCAUGUUGGAUCAUUUCUAUUGGUCCACGUUCAUCAUGAAAUUGAAUAAUAAUACAACAUAAUGGGCAACUGGUUUCUCAAAUGAUGUAGAAAAAUGAAAAAGUGAAUCGUUUACUUUUGGACAGUGACGAUAUAUUUGGUGCUUCUUUAGUUUUGCACUAGGCUCAUUUUGCUAACAAUUAAUGGAAGCUCAUACCCCACCAAUUAGCAUGCUAACUGUUUGCCUACAUCAUUACCCGUUUGCCUCGGUCCGUGUCGGGUUGUUAUUGAUCUCAAAUAGACUCGAUCUUCUGGUUUCUAACACUGAAUUUUAUAAAAAAAAAAGUGAAGCCACUGUUUUUAGCUAUGCUAACACUCUUCAUAGUCCAUGUUUAUAGAUAAUAGUGAGUCAUACAGUGUCAGAAACCAUGUAAUCAAGUCUAUUAGAGACACUGAACACAGUUUGAGGCAAGUUUGUGAUGCUUUAAGCCUGCAGUUAGCGCCAGUGCUAAAACUAAAGAAGCUUCAGACGCCAAACAUGACUUAGCUGAUCGACUAAGUGGGGCGUAAGCAGGUAGAAACUGCGCACGUUAGAAUUUUUUGCUAAAACUGUCGCUUUAAAACAGUGAGCUUUCGACAUCACCACUGUUCACUGUGCUAGAGUCAGCGUCUUUCACCCGAACCCACAGAUCUCACUCCUGCUUGCAUCAAUUCCUUUAAAAAAUGACGUUUUCCACACGCAGAGGGCAUCGAUGGCCGCUUAGCCACUAGAAAAGCAGUAUUAGGUUCCUGUUUUUAUGUAAACGUCCACAUUCAUGAUCAUGUUUGUGUUGAAACUGUUAUAAAUGUGAGCUUUCUCCUCAUUUCAUUGCUGUUUCACAGAUCUGUCCCUAAAUUCCAGCUUUAAAUGACCAGAACGUGCUUUUAUUCCAUCUGUUUUAGCUUGUAUAGUUUAUUAAUCCUGAUCACUUUCACUCAUUUGCCUUUUUAAAAUAAUAGUAAUUGUUGUUAUUGUUAUUGUUAUUAUUGGAGAAUAGAUUCCGAUUCCUGAAGAAACCACUGUUGCAUUUUGUUUUUUGUUUUGUAAAGAUGCGUACAGUAUUUUCAAAUGAGAUGUUUUUUUGCACUCUCCAUUAAACAAGGUUUCUUACCUCUCA